Molecule: messenger RNA, 404 nt
Organism: Prorocentrum cordatum
Lineage: Eukaryota; Dinophyceae; Prorocentrales; Prorocentraceae
Source: the annotation of a GenBank genome assembly
AGCUGCUCCGUCCUGGCCCUGGCCGCUCGCCGCUGCGGCUCGCAGCGGCAUGCCGCGAUGGUGGUGCCGCCUUGCGGGCCGUGCGGCCCAGCGACGGAGCCGCGGCGGCUCGCGCCGUGCGCCCGCCAGCACGGCCGCGUGCCUCCGGGGCUGCGCAGGGCCCCGUCGGCGCCCUCGAGGAGGCCGGCGGCGUCGCCAGCACUGGCGAGGACGCCCCGCGGACCCUCUCACAGCCGUUUCCGGGCGCCAUCGCGCUGCCUGGAGGCUCGGCGCGGCCUGGAGGCCCAGCCGGGCUGCAGCGUGCUGAGCGUGGGCGACGGCUCCGGCAGCCGCGAGUGGGCAGCCGAGGCUCAUCGCAGCAAGGAGCUGGCCCUCUGCGCCUCCAAGGACGACUACUCCAAGGA